Dipodomys spectabilis (banner-tailed kangaroo rat) is the source of this 1182-nucleotide messenger RNA. RefSeq names its product cancer/testis antigen 47A-like. The record is from RefSeq and is a predicted model, not a curated record. Lineage: Eukaryota; Metazoa; Chordata; Mammalia; Rodentia; Heteromyidae. The coding region runs from base 1 to 1182 and encodes 393 amino acids. The transcript is spliced from 2 exons.
AUGUUUGGUUGGUCAAUCCAGCGAUGGAGCCCCUGCUCUUUCUAUAGGGCAUCACUAGAGGCAGAGUUGUCCCUUCAGCAGUUGGCUGUUCCAAAGGCCCUCCCCUCCCCUCAGACUCCUCGUGUACGGGCCUCCUUACGUCAACGGGCCUCCUUACGUCAACGGCCUCCUUACGUGGCAACCAGCUUGGUGGCCAUCAUUGUUGCGUUGUCUGCAAUACCUAAUUCCAAUAGCAACGCUGUUGGGAUACCAACUGGUGUCAUGUCUGCCACCAGAAAUGGAGAUCCUACCGAUGAAGGCCAAGAGGGCCGGGUGAGCUCCACUGGAGACUGGGCCCAAAUGGCUCAAGAGGGUGAGGGGAUGGGCGGUGGCUCCGGCCCACAAGAGUGCGAUGUGGCACCGGUGGCUGGGGAAGCUGAAGUCCCUGGGCCUGGGGAGGUGGAGGCCAUAGAGGCAGAGGGAGGCCCCGAGGAGGAGGAACGUAGUGAGCAGGCCGUAGUCCUCGCCCAAAACUUGGAGGGCAGUAAUAACGAUGAGGAUUCUGACAUCGGGCCCGCUGAGGAGGAGGGGGGGGACCAGAAUAUAAGCCAUGGCCUUAUAGUGGAUGCCCGCCAAUUCCCCAUGGUUGGCUUCCGGUUCAUGUUUCUGGACUUGGUCCACACUCUCCUACAUCGUCUCCACUACAACGACCAUAUCCUUAUCCGGUCUGACCACCACGUAAUAGUGCGACCCCGCCCUCCUGCCCCCGAUGGCUCUGGCGAGUUGCUGGCACUCUCCGUACCCCAGCGGCCCAGGGUAAUGGCUGCAUCCCUAGAGGGUGAAGGCGAGGGCCCAGGUCCUGGUUUGUCUCGAGCAUCCUCAAUCCUGGCGCUGGAGGAACCAAGAGAGGAAAUGGCAGCAGCCUUGCAUUCUGAUGAGCCAUUGGAGGAAGUGCCGGUGGUGAUCACAGAACAGGAGGCUGACGAGAAGGUAGAAGAGAUGACAGUGGGGAUUGCAGACAAAGUGGUAGAGGAGCCAGCAAAGGACAGCGUGGAGUAUGUCACUCUCUCCAGUGGUAAGAAACAGUGUGCAGAGGCCAAAGAAAUAACUCAAGAGCAGGGUGAUAACCAUAGUGAGGACAAAGAGGACAUUGAAGAGGAGGAUAAGGAAGGAGCAGAGGAAGACACAAAGGAGGAAAACUAA